Messenger RNA from Cucurbita maxima (winter squash), 1685 nucleotides. RefSeq lists its product as uncharacterized. Gene Ontology annotation, biological process: regulation of DNA-templated transcription. The record is from RefSeq and is a predicted model, not a curated record. The transcript has 6 exons. Gene Ontology annotation, molecular function: DNA binding. Bases 155 to 1330 code for a protein of 391 amino acids. NCBI's taxonomy places the organism in Eukaryota, Viridiplantae, Streptophyta, Magnoliopsida, Cucurbitales, Cucurbitaceae.
CUGCCGUUCCAAACCCUAUAUAUGCAUCCUCCCGCUCUCUCCCACUCUUGGGACAAACGAGGAGACUUCAGCGACUCAUCUUUCCUUCUCUCUGAUCGACGAUCUUCCAGCUCUAGACAAAAUUAGACGAGAGUUCUGUCUUCUCCUUGUUACCAUGACUCCUUCAACGGUCACCUCUUCGACUAUACUUGAUUUAUUUUCUACUGACGAUGAGACUUUUUUAGCAUUAUGGAGAAUAAGGAGUGGAGGAUCUUUUCCUGCAAAUGUUCAUGAUAUAAAUCCUUACCAGUGUAAACCUGAAAAUUUACCAGAUGGAGUUUGGUAUUACGUUGAGGGCAACGUGGAUGCUGGCUCAAGUUUUGGUCGCUGGAAGCUGAAAGAUGGAGACUGUAAACUGUAUACAAACUCUUCCUUCACUGGAGGGAGAACAAGUUAUGAAUAUUAUGAAGGUCAAGCACCUUAUGAGAGUAAAACAGCCUGGGUUAUGCAAAAGUACUGGAUGAAUCAGAUGGACCUGCGUGCAACCAUCGAGCAAGAGCCUAUUAGUCAAUUGCUUGUUUGGUUGGGCAAUAUGCAGGAGACCAGCUCACUUUGCAAAGUCUUUCUUGGAGAUGAACAAUUUCAAAACAAUGAAAUGAUUCAGAAAACCGAAUUUUCUAGUAUUCUCAAUUCAGAACCAGUCCUAAAUCAUCAGUUGGUUGUUACAGAUGGUUCGACUUCGAAUAACAUGGCGAAUGGAUUGACAAGCAAGUCUAAGAUGAAUGAAGAUGACAAGAUGAUAGAAUUGGCAGAUGCAGGAAAACGUUUGGAUAAUCAUUUAGAAGAUAUCCAUCCUGAGAUGGAUUAUUGUUUAGGUGACGACUACUUGGAAUUGCUGGAUUUAGAUAACCCAACAUCUUCGUCAUCGAGCUCUGAAAAUUCUAGUUGCUUGUCCAUGUCAUCGAAUGAAGAUUUUGUUACAAUGGAUGUUCUAUGUGAUGUAGAACGUGAAAUUAACCAUGACAGGGGACGAAGAGAUGCUGCCUGCAUCCGUUCCUCUGCACCCUUCAAACUAAAGAAGGAGGUGGUGCAUCAAGUGGCUUCAGAUUCUCUUGUCACCAUCAUAAGAAGCCACCCAGCGGCCAAAGAGACUCCCAAAACCGAUUCCUCGGCGAACAUGAAACUCCCAAGCCAAAGUAAGAAAGAAGGGUACAGAAUGAAAGGUGCAUCAUCAAGUUGUCACAACAAGGUCUCAAAUGGUGAAGAAACAGGUGUGGAUGGAGGAAAGAAGAGGGUUGGCAGAAGGGGGAAGAGUCCAAAGAAGAAGUACUUUUGCUUCUUUGCUCUUUAGAUCUUCCUCCGCAUCAGUUAGAGUAAGUAAGUUAGUGAUGGGAUUAGACAAGAUUAACAAUGGUUUUGAGCAGACUACUGAAGCCUUUCCUUUCAAGUCUGCAACAUCAUACCUUAAAAAUUAUCCUGUUUGAUUAAGUUCAGUUCAGUUUGGUUCGGUUCGAACUGGGUUUCUAGAGAUGAUGUUCUGUAAUUGUAAUUGUAAUUCAAAUGAGUUGACUUGACUUCAUUCAUAGCUUGCUGAAGUCAAUGUAAUUGUAGAGGGUCCCACUCGUCUUUUGGGGAGUAACCAGCCCACCAUUGUAACUAGUUCAUGUUUCUUGAGUUGAAGUAAAUGUUUUCGUUUAUCUUUUCUU